Molecule: messenger RNA, 877 nt
Organism: Ornithodoros turicata
Lineage: Eukaryota; Metazoa; Arthropoda; Arachnida; Ixodida; Argasidae
Product: osteoclast-stimulating factor 1-like
Exons: 8
Coding region: 125-778 (217 amino acids)
Biological process (GO): signal transduction
Molecular function (GO): protein binding
Source: RefSeq, a predicted model, not a curated record
UCCAAAAUAAACGAGCGCUAUCAGCAUCAGCGAAACCGAAAUUUCUGCUAUCUGCUUCCUCUGAGAGCGAAAAAGUUGUUUCAGACAGUUUGAAUGUUUGUAUGGCGACACACUAAGCCGUAGAAUGUCUUCGAAACCUUCUAGACCUGCCCCUCCACCUCCGAAACCAGGAAAUGUCAAGGUUUUCCGUGCUCAAUACAAAUACAAGGCACAACAGCCAGACGAACUUUCCUUCGAGGAGGGUGAUCUUCUCUACGUAUUUGACAUGAUCUCUGAUCCAAACUGGUGGAAAGCUCGCUGUGGACGGCAGACUGGCUUAAUACCAAGCAACUAUGUAGAAGAAAAUGCUGAGGAACUCUUACACCCACUACACGAAUCUGCCAAACGAGGCAAUGUUCAAUUUCUCGAAGAGUGCCUCGCAAAUAAGGUAUCGGUGAAUAGCCUCGACAAGGCUGGAUGCACUGCACUGCACUGGGCUGCACAUGGAGGGCACGUUGAAUGCGCCCAGAUUUUACUCUCGGUACCUGGUGUUCAGGUUAAUGUGCAGAAUAAGCUAGGGGACACACCAAUGCAUUCCAGUGCCUGGAAGGGACACAGUGCAAUAGUACAAAUGCUUUUGGCGUCUGGGGCUGACAAGGACAUCACAAACAAAGACGGAAAGACACCUGUGGACCUUGCAAGUGACCCAGAAUCUAUUUCACUGCUACAGACGUCGAAUAGAACAUCUGUAUCUGCAGACGCUGAAGAUUACUUACAGUCGGACGAUGACUCCAGCUAGUCUACCAUGACAUACCCAGCACAAACUAUGAAUUGUAUAAAACUAUUUUUAUAUUUUUAUGACAUUUUAUCCAAAUAAAGAUAUGGCUGUGCACAAAAG